Molecule: messenger RNA, 264 nt
Organism: Pseudozyma flocculosa PF-1
Lineage: Eukaryota; Fungi; Basidiomycota; Ustilaginomycetes; Ustilaginales; Ustilaginaceae
Exons: 2
Coding region: 1-264 (87 amino acids)
Source: RefSeq, a predicted model, not a curated record
AUGUCAUCGUCGCAGCCGCCACAGCAGCCGGACGACUACUCGAAGCCCGAGGACUUUGUCAAGGUCAUGGGCGGCAAGACGCCCAGCAAGUUUACCGACCCCUGCGCCAAGGCGGCAAAGCAGUCGAUGAAGUGCCUCGACGACAACAACUACGACCGCACAAAGUGCGGAGAGGUCUUUAACCAGUACCGCGAGUGCAAGAAGGCGUGGACCAACCAGCGAAGAACCGACCGGCUCAACAACCGUCCUGGCGCCUUUGACUAA